UUCAGUUCGAGGGAGUGGGGCGGGGGAUGGACAGAGGUGCUGGAGGUAAAACUUCUGGAGGAGAGAAUCUGGCUGGAGGAUAGGAUGGAAGAGGUGCGAUGCCUCCUGUCCAGAGAGGUGGAUGCAAAGCUGAAUACUUUUAAACAGCAGUGGAGUGUGACGGAGGAGAGGAGAAAAAGGAGGGACUUUAGAGCCUCAGAUGAGGACCUUAGAGAAGGGAAAGGAGAGUAUGUGGAUAGUCAAGGAAGUAGUGACGUUGAGGAGAAGGAGACACAGGGGGAGAGUGCAAGGGAAAGGGCAGAGGCAAAGGCAGAAAUUGACAGCAUGAUGGACAAGAUCGCGAUGGAGAGACAGGAAGUUGAACUCCAAAAAAAGAGGUUGGAGGAACAGGUGGAUGAAAUGAAGAGAGAGGAGGAGCGAAGACAGCAGGAGCUGAAGGAGGAGUGGGAAAAGAUGGAGGGAGAGAAAAAGAAGGUGGCAGAGGUGAGGAGGGAGAUGGAGCAGAGGGAGCUGGAGAAUCGAAAUGAGAGAUUGGAAGAGGAGCUCAGGAAGGAGAGAGAGAGUGAGAGCAGGAAGAAGGAGUUGGAGGACGAGUGGGGAAGGAUUCAGGCAGAGUGGAAGAAGAUAGAGGCGGAGAGGAAGGAGCUGGAGAUUCAGAGGGAAAGGCUCGAGGAGAAGGACAGGAAGCUGAAGGAGAAAGUGCUCAUGAAGCGCCAGAGUGCAGAACUGAGACAGAAGGAGCUGCAGGAAGAGAGGAGGACUCUAGAGGCCGAAAAAAGGGCAAUGGACGAGCAGCAAGAGAUGCACCGACUUGAGGGAGCCAAGAGAAAGCGAGAACUGGAAGACGAGUGGGAAAAAAUCAAUGCGGAGAAGAAAAGCUUGGAGGAAAGGAUCGAGAUGGUACAGAGACAGGUGGAGGUCCAGAAGGAGCAGCUCCACGAUAAGGAGCGCAGGAUGAAAGAGAGGGAGGCUCAGAGAAAAGAGAAGGAGAUGAACAGAAAAAAAGAGGUGGUGGAGGAAUGGAGACGGAUCGAGGAAGAGCAAGGCAAAAUGGAGGCCCAGAAAAAGAGAGGUCUGGAGGAGGAGUGGAAGAAGGUCGAGGAAGAGAGACAGCGCAUGCAGCAGAAGCGGGACACGGAUGAACAGGAAGUGAAGCAACAGAAGGAAAGGAUCCAGGAGAAGGAGAGGAAGCUGUCAGAGAAGCUGACGCUGCGGAGAGAGAGGGAGGCACUGAGAAAACAGGAGAUGGAGGAAGAAUGGGCAAGGGUGGAGAACGAGAGGAAGAUCAUUGAGCUCCAGAAACAGGAGGUGCAGUUCCAGGAGGAGAAGCUGAUGAAGACCAAAAAGAAGAGGGAGAACUAUGAGCUCAAAGCGGAGGAGCAAGCCGCCCAGAGGAGGAGGCUGGACCAGGAGGAGAGGAGGCUGGACAGGGACAGACUGAGAGUGGAGACAGAGCAGAGGGAGCUGGAGAUGCAGAGAGAGAGACUGCUGGCCAAGGAGAGGAGGAUGAAGGAGAGGGCAACCGUGAGGAAAGAGGAGGACUCUGCGCGUCUGAGAGAGCUCGAGGACGAGUGGAGAGAUCUGGAGAGGGAGAAGAAGCGAGGGGUUCAGAAAAGGGAGCCGCUUCGUCCCAUGGAUUAUGAUAUAUUUUCGUCCGUGGACUCAGACGAAACUGACUUUGGAGAUCUGGACAUCUAUCUGAACACUAACACCCAGUGUCACAUCUUACCCAAGCAACAGCAAAGCGCCACCCAGUGGAGCUCAAGGGAAGCACAAGGGGAUGCAGAACAUUCCUCUCCGUGGGAUACUGAUGAAAACGACUCUCAGCCGGUCACUCAGAAAAAUAAAACCAAACGUAUAUCCCCUCCAAAACAAUCACCAGCUGAGACACUAGAGCCAAACACCAACCACGCGAUGAAGCCAGCUGAGAUACUAGGGCCAAGCACCAAUCACGGGAUGAAGCCAGUGAAAGAGAAAGGCAGUGAGAAAAGGACGAAAACUGAUAAAAAGAAAAAGAUUGAAAAGGAGCUGACUGUUGACAACGUGAUCAAUAAGGAACUUGAGUUGUUCAAACAAGAACUGGAAGCAAAAGUGCAAAAUCAAAAACGUACAGCGAAGGCAGUGACAGAGACGCUGAAGCCAGCUAAGACACUAGGGCCAAGCACCAACCACGGGAUGAAGCCAGUGAAAGAGAAAAGCAGUGAGAAAAGGACGAAAACUGAGAAAAAGAAAAAGCCUGACAAGGAGCUGACUGUUGACAACCUGAUCAACGAGGAGCUUGAGUUGUUCAAACAAGAGUUGGAAGCAAAAGUACAAAAUCAAAAACGUGCAGCGAAGGCAGUGACAGAGACACUGAAGAAGGAGGAUGACAUCGAUGCUUUGAUCAUGGAAGAGAUGCAACUCAUGGAACAAGACAAAACAACAAAGACAAAGAACAGAAGCUAAAAGGCAGACUAUGUUGCCCAUGUUAAAAUUACACUUUGUAAGGAUGAAUGUGAUAUUGAAGGCAUUUAAUGGAUUUAAGAGAAAAAAAAACUGCAAUACUUGCUGAUGCUAACCAGUCCCAACUGUGCCCUUCUAUGUGAUCUGCGGUUUCAGCAAUCCUCUCAAGUUAUGGCCUCAACUGUUUCUAAAUCAUAAUUUAAAAAUAAUCUUAAACCCAACGACAACAACAGAAUCAGAAUUACAGUACACUUCUGGAAUCCCAAAUGUAUUGUCAGUCCUCUCUCUCAGCCUCUCUCCUUCAGUCUGAUCAUUUCAUCCCAGUCCCUCUCUCGCACCUGUCCCACUCCAAAGGCCCACAGCCAGGGCCAUUACCCCAGCCAACCCUCUCUCUCCCCUCACGCUACCCGUGCCUGAUGCCCGCA
This is a messenger RNA of Clupea harengus (Atlantic herring), 2867 nucleotides long. RefSeq lists its product as uncharacterized. Gene Ontology annotation, cellular component: actin cytoskeleton. Gene Ontology annotation, biological process: cell adhesion. Gene Ontology annotation, molecular function: structural molecule activity. NCBI's taxonomy places the organism in Eukaryota, Metazoa, Chordata, Actinopteri, Clupeiformes, Clupeidae. The record is from RefSeq and is a predicted model, not a curated record.